AUGUUAUGCAGAGGGAAUCUGGAAAACUUAGAUGAAAACUGUAGAAAAUUGGCUAAAAAGCGGAAGGAGACAUUGAGCAGCACACGGCAGGAAAUGACAGUGAUGGUGAAUUCAAUGGAUAAAAGCUACACUGAGCAAGGCACCAACUGUGACGAAGCUUUCUCUUUCAUGGACACGCACAAUCUAAAUGGGAGAUCUGUAUCCUCACCGUCUUCCUUUACAAUGAAAACUAACACACUGAGCACAACAGUGCCUAAUUCUUAUUACCCAGAUCCAUUUGUGCCAACUGCAAUUUUAGUGCCAAUCAAUGAUGAAACCCACACGAUGGUCAGUGACACAAGCAGCCUGGUCCAGUCCCAUACUUACAAAAAACGGGAUCCAGUGGAUGUACCCUACCAGACUGGACAGCUUCAUCCAGCCAUCCGGGUAGCUGACUUACUGCAGCACAUCACCCAGAUGAAGUGUGCAGAAGGCUACGGAUUCAAAGAGGAAUAUGAAAGUUUCUUUGAAGGACAAUCUGCACCGUGGGAUUCAGCUAAGAAAGAUGAGAAUAGAAUGAAAAAUAGAUAUGGGAAUAUCAUUGCAUACGAUCAUUCUCGAGUGAGACUGCAGCCCAUUGAAGGAGAGACAAACUCGGAUUACAUCAAUGGAAAUUAUAUUGAUGGUUAUCAUAGACCGAAUCACUAUAUUGCUACGCAAGGACCAAUGCAGGAGACAAUAUAUGACUUCUGGAGGAUGGUAUGGCAUGAAAACACAGCCAGCAUCAUCAUGGUUACUAAUCUUGUGGAAGUGGGAAGGGUCAAAUGCUGCAAAUACUGGCCAGAUGACACAGAGAUAUAUAAAGACAUUAAAGUUACCCUAAUAGAAACAGAACUCCUGGCUGAAUACGUGAUUCGAACAUUUGCAGUAGAAAAGAGAGGAGCUCAUGAGAUCCGAGAAAUUCGGCAGUUUCACUUCACUGGCUGGCCAGACCACGGUGUGCCGUACCAUGCAACCGGCCUACUGGGAUUUGUGCGGCAGGUCAAAUCCAAGAGCCCCCCAAACGCUGGCCCUCUGGUUGUCCAUUGCAGCGCUGGUGCUGGCAGAACUGGAUGCUUCAUUGUUAUUGACAUCAUGCUUGACAUGGCAGAAAGAGAAGGCGUCGUGGACAUAUACAACUGUGUGAGGGAGCUUCGAUCUCGGAGAGUUAACAUGGUGCAGACUGAGGAACAGUAUGUAUUCAUCCAUGAUGCCAUCCUGGAAGCCUGUCUUUGUGGGGACACAUCUGUUCCAGCUUCUCAAGUUAGGUCUGUUUACUAUGAAAUGAACAAAUUGGAUCCUCAGACCAACUCCAGCCAGAUCAAAGAGGAAUUUAGGACUUUAAAUAUGGUGACUCCGACGCUGCGUGUGGAAGACUGCAGCAUAGCACUUUUACCACGAAAUCAUGAAAAGAAUCGCUGUAUGGAUGUUCUGCCUCCAGACAGAUGCCUGCCCUUCCUCAUAACGAUAGAUGGGGAGAGCAGUAACUACAUUAAUGCUGCGCUGAUGGAUAGCUACAAGCAGCCUUCAGCUUUUAUAGUUACACAGCAUCCCUUACCAAAUACUGUCAAAGAUUUCUGGAGAUUGGUCCUAGAUUAUCACUGCACUUCAAUAGUUAUGCUGAAUGACGUGGAUCCAGCACAAUUAUGUCCUCAGUACUGGCCAGAAAAUGGAGUACACCGACAUGGUCCUAUUCAGGUGGAGUUUGUAUCAGCUGAUUUAGAAGAAGACAUAAUCAGCCGGAUAUUCCGAAUUUAUAAUGCAGCCAGACCCCAGGACGGCUACCGGAUGGUGCAGCAGUUCCAGUUCCUGGGCUGGCCCAUGUACAGGGACACGCCGGUCUCCAAGCGCUCGUUCCUGAAGCUCAUCCGCCAGGUGGAGAAGUGGCAGGAAGAGUAUAACGGGGGAGAGGGGCGCACGGUCGUGCACUGCCUGAAUGGAGGUGGCCGCAGCGGAACAUUUUGUGCAAUCAGUAUUGUUUGUGAAAUGCUUCAGCAUCAGAGGGCUGUUGAUGUAUUCCAUGCUGUGAAGACACUGAGGAAUAAUAAGCCUAACAUGGUGGACCUUCUGGAUCAAUACAAAUUCUGCUAUGAAGUGGCUUUGGAAUACUUGAAUUCUGGCUGACGGCAUGAACAGCGCAGACCAAACUCCUCCUGUCACCUCCACAAACAAAGCAAGUUGUUCCAUGAUAUCUGUGUAAAUGAGAUGAAGACUUCUCACUGUAAUGCUUAUACUGCUUUGUAUAAUUGGCUCUUUUUAAGAGCCCGAAAAAAAGGAUGUUUAUAAAACUGCUUGCACUGCCCAUUUUCCACUCUCCUGCGGCUGCUUGGCACCCAUACGAACCUACACCAAGGCACAUGGCAGUUGUUGAACACUGUCUUCAUACAUGGCCAUCGAUGUGGUGAAGCAGCAUAGUCCUCUGGUAAAUAAGAGAGCACAAUUAUAUUCUUAUGAAGGAAUUUGUACUUUUCUGUUAUAUUUCGUUGCCUGUGAUUCUCAGUUAUUGUCACAGCCUAGUGUACAUUUCUGUUCUGUGGAGAAUGCUGUCUGGCAUUUUGAUAAUAUAUGAUUUUAGUUAUAUUUGUAUUUUAACACAUGCAUAAAAAUGAAUUAUAUGUAGCUUAUCUGAACUAAUGAAAACACACAUACCAAAUCAUGUUAACUUUGUUGAGUUGUAAUUUCUAUCCACUUUGUACCAUUUCAGAGAGAUCUUGAUAGAAAUGCAAUUAGAAAAUGCAAAAUACAGGAUGCUCAGAUUAAUAUAUCCAAAGCUUUUCCAUUUGUUUAUAUUGUAAAUAUUUUUUGAUUUCAUCAAAUUAUUUAUUCAUUAAAAUGAAUUUUUUUGUGAAGCACAGUGAGUGACAAUCAUUUUUAUUAAGCCCUGGAAAUGCUUACUGUAUGAUAAUGUAAACAUUUGUUUACCUUGUAUGGAUUCUCAGCUCAAUAAAUAAUUACAUACAUGAUAAAA
This is a messenger RNA of Tinamus guttatus (white-throated tinamou), 2986 nucleotides long. The record is from RefSeq and is a predicted model, not a curated record. Lineage: Eukaryota; Metazoa; Chordata; Aves; Tinamiformes; Tinamidae.